AUGCGGGUCCCUGAAUCCUUUAGACGUCCUGCAAAUAUUCUUCCAUUACAUGGCAGUGCCUUUAGGAACAAAAAUAAGGAUAAAAAUGGUGAAGAGGUUAUACAAUCCAAUCCUUUGGAAAGCUCAGAUGAAACCCCGGGUGCUCAAUACCCUAUAGAUGAUUUUUCGUUUAAAGCAAUUCCAACAGAGGCUUAUCAAUGUGCUAAACCGCUAUUAGCUUUAUUGAAAGCAUUUGAAUGUAAGGUUUCUUAUGAGUACGAAUUUGAUCCCACUUCAAGUACCAUUUGGUACGUCUCCUUGAAGGAUAGACCAGAUGAACAGUUGCUUGUCCAGAGGCUGGUUCUCUUUGGUGCAAGUAUGAUUUUAGAGGGUGAUGAUUUUGGUGUUUUAAACGUUGGUUUGCUCAAUGAAAUGGGGAAUGCAGAUAGGGGAUUAGCAAAUCAAGAUGGAUUAAGUUUUGAGAAUUGUCAAAUAAUGUUAAGCUGUAGCGAUUUUCCUACCAAGAAUCACCUAGAAAAGUUACGUCUUCUAUCAAUUUUUGAGUAUAUGUCAAUUUUCAAAGCAUUAACAGGAUCAGUUAUUAGUACCGUUGGAGUCAGACUGCCAGACAUGCAUUUAGUGUUGAGUUCAGCAUUUAAUUUCAAGGAUUGGUGUGAAGUUUAUUUUGAGGGUCAAGGUUGGGUUAAAUUAUGGUGUCAUAUUAGAAGGGUAAAGAAAUCUUCUAAAGGGAAAACUAAAAGUAAAUGUCAAAUUAAAUUUUACAAAGAUGAUAAGUGUAAUAAUUUAGUGUGCUUUAUUCCAGAAAAUGAAUAUGUUCAAGAUGUUUUCUUUUACAAUGAGAAAAGUGAUAAGUCUUCAACAUAUUUCGAAACUAGUACAAAGUCCCAAUUAGAUUCAUUAACAACGAUUAAGCUUUUGGGUAACGUAUGCUACCCAUCAGAGUCUCGAUCCAGAAAGUUAUUGAGAUCACCUUCGAGUAUGUCUUUUAGCCUUUCCAAGUCUAACACGAUGACGAGUUUAGCUAGUAUGGUUACUACAAAUCGCAAAAGGACGACUACAGAUCCAACUGAUGGCACUCCUCCAGCGGAAAGUGUUUAUUCUGAAAAUUCAAGUGUUGAGGAUUUAUCUAAGUUUACCACCCAGUCUGGGGGUCUAUUAAUAAGGCCAUCAGUCCAUGGAGGUUUGGGUCAUUUGGAAUCAAUGAUUAGAUUUAUAGUACCCAUGAUGGAUUGUGCUCGUAAGUACGGUCGCCCCGGUGAUUUUAAAAAGGAUAGAUAUGAUGCUGAUUCUCUAAUGUUUGGCCUUCCAAGGUUACCGUCCGUGGACUACUUCGCAAUUGAAGAAAUGGAACAAGUAUUGAACGAACCGUUAUCUGAGGGCUCAGAUUCUAGUGAAACUACUGCAUUAGCAAUGAGCCACUUCACAUCCCUGCUAAAUGAAUGCAUACAGAGAAAUCCCGAAAGAGAAUCCCAUUUUCACUUCCAAAAGUUAAGUUCAACAUUGGGCAGUGGUAACCACGAAAAACCCUCACAAAUCCCACAGCCUAAUGCCAAUGGUAGAGCUGUAUCGGUGGCUUCCAACAGUGCCUCAUUGGUAUAA
Messenger RNA from Zygosaccharomyces rouxii, 1599 nucleotides. It is a transcript of the gene TPH3, whose product is annotated as Tph3p. The coding region runs from base 1 to 1599 and encodes 532 amino acids. NCBI's taxonomy places the organism in Eukaryota, Fungi, Ascomycota, Saccharomycetes, Saccharomycetales, Saccharomycetaceae. The transcript has a single exon. The record is from RefSeq and is a predicted model, not a curated record.